Messenger RNA from Tachyglossus aculeatus (Australian echidna), 3329 nucleotides. It is a transcript of the gene THBD, whose product is annotated as thrombomodulin. Gene Ontology annotation, molecular function: extracellular matrix binding; calcium ion binding; transmembrane signaling receptor activity. The transcript has a single exon. Gene Ontology annotation, cellular component: external side of plasma membrane; extracellular matrix; membrane. The record is from RefSeq and is a predicted model, not a curated record. Gene Ontology annotation, biological process: cell migration. Bases 69 to 1802 code for a protein of 577 amino acids. Lineage: Eukaryota; Metazoa; Chordata; Mammalia; Monotremata; Tachyglossidae.
CCCCCUGCGGCCGGGCCCGAGGUCCCUCCACCCCAACAGCCCGGCUCCCCCGCGCCUCUCCCGGAGCCAUGCUCCCGCUCUGGCCGCUGUGGCUCCUGGCCCCGGCCCGGGCGCUGCCCCAGCGUCCGGCGGCUUCGGACCAGGCUCCUGCGGGCAGCCAGUGCAUCGGGCCUGACUGCUUCGCCGUCUUCUGGACGGCCGCGUCCUUCGAGGGGGCGGCCCGGCUGUGCGAGAGCCGCGGGGGCCACCUGAUGACCGUGCGCUCCUCCGUGGCCGCAGACGUGAUCGCCCUGCUGCUGCUGCAGCAGGGGGCCCCGGCCCGGACCCCCGGCGGCCGCCUGUGGAUCGGCCUGAAGCUGGACGCCCACGCCUGCGGCCGCCGGCAGGACGGGCCCCUGCGGGGCUUCAGCUGGGUCACGGGCGACCGCAACACUAGCUACAGCAAGUGGCGGAACCCGGACGGGGCGGGCUGCGGGCCGCUGUGCGUGGCCGUCCCCGCCUCCCCGCUCAGCGAGGACGAGCGGGACCCGGUCUGGGAUGCGCGGCCCUGCGACGCGGACUCCGUCGGUUUCCUGUGCGAGUACAACUACCCCGACUCCUGCCAGGCCCUGGCCCCGGCGGCCGGCGCCCUCUACUCCACCCCGUUCGGCGGGAGCGGGGCAGACUUCCAGUCGCUGCCCCCCGACAGCGUGGCCUUCGUGGGCCAGCUGGGCCUGGAGCUGACGUGCGGGGGGCAGGGACACGGGGAGGGGCUUCGCUGGGGCCGCGCGGGUCCGGGGCCCUGGGACUGCAGCUUGGAGCGGGGCGGCUGCCAGGGCACCUGUAAGCGGGAACCCGGCGGGCCCAAGUGCGAGUGCCCCAAGGGGGCUGCCCUGCUGGACGAUGGGCGCUCCUGCGGGCCGCAAGGCGACCCUUGCUCGGGCAAGUGCGAGCAGUACUGCCUCGACGUGCCCCACGGCUCCGACAGCUUCCAGUGCAUGUGCGACUCGGGCUUCACGCUGGGCGCCGACGGCCGGACCUGCGUGGACAUCGACGACUGCGUGCUCGGCCCGUCCCCGUGCCCGCAGGUCUGCAUCAACGAAAUGGGCGGCUUCCGCUGCGAGUGCCACCCGGGCUACCGCCUGGAGAACGGCAACUGCGUGCCACCCGACUGCGCCAGCCUCCGCUGCGAGUACCAGUGCCUGGUCCAGCCCGACGGCCUGCCCCGCUGCGAGUGCGCCCCGGGCUUCGCGCCGCAAUCCGACCGGCCCGAGAGCUGUGUCCUCUUCUGUAACCAGACCCAGUGCCCGGCCGACUGCGACCCCAGCCCCGGGGGCGCCUGCUCCUGCCCGACGGGCUACAUCCUGGAGGAGAAGCCCGAGGCCGAGGGCGGCAACGUAUGCAGCGACGUGGACGAGUGUUGGUCGGGCAGCUGCGACCAGGGCUGCCGGAACCUGCCCGGCAGCUUCGAGUGCUCCUGCCACGACGGCUUCAGGCUGGACCCCUCGAGGGAAGGGGUCUGCCUGCCCGACGGCCCGGACGACGGCGACGGGGCCAACGAGGACGCCGGCUCGGGGGAGCCUUCGUCGACGCCGCCGACCUCCAUCGCCUCCCCAACGGCCCGGCCCGCCGUGAGGGGCGUCUCCCCCGGGGCGCUGGUCGGCAUCGUCCUGGGCGCCCUGGCCCUGGCCGCGGUGCUGGUGGCCGUAGCGUGGCGGCUGCAGAGGCGCCAGUGCGCGGCGCUGGGCCCCAAGGGCGCCGGGCCUGCCAAGGAGGUGAGGCUGCACCAGGUGCGCACCGAGCCCGUCCCCCAGAAGCUCUAGGUCCUGGGCCGGGCCCCGGGGGGUGCCAACCGCCGCUGGAGCAUGCGGCCGGAGCGCUCAGCCGGGCAGUGCCCCCCCGGUGCGCUCAGCCGGGCAGUGCCCCCCCGAGCGCACGGCCGGGCAGUGCCCCCCCCCCCCCCGGAGCGCACGGCCGGAUAGAGCCCCCGGAGCGCCCAGCCGGGCAAGUGCCCCCGGGCCACCCAGCCAGGCAGACCCAGGGGGGCGCGGAACCUCUCCCCUCCCCAGAAACCCCUGGCCAUUUCCCCGUCGAACCCAAUCCCCGGUCCCUGCCCCUCGCCCGCCGCUGCUCCAGGGCCCACCCGCCUUCGCCCCAGGCGACUGGGCCGGGGAGGACGUCGGAAGCCAACCUGAGCGCGCCGGGGCAGUUCGUGGCGCUGAACACCCCGACUCCCGGCUGGAUUCGGGGGCCGUGAGGGGGCCAAAGGGUCUAGCCGUUCGGCUUCUUGCUCUCAGCCUACUGAAAUUCGCCGCUGCCAGUACCUCAGGGAGUCGGGAUCGCUCCUGGCAUGGUAUCCAGGGCCUCCUGCCGAGGAAGAGACAGGGCUCCUUUAUCUCAACCCACAUCGGGGUGUCUCUGGCUUUCCUUACUCCCCCUCCCCUCUCAUCCCAUCCCCUCCUGGGCGCCCGGCUGGCUGGAGAGCUCACAGAGCAGAGGGGGAAAGCAUUGAGAAAGGAAGACUUAUUCAAUGUUCGGAAUCCACCCCACCCCAUUCUCGAGAGUCGCCGGGGACCGGGGUGUACUUGGGACUGGACGGGUCACUUAAUGGGUCAGCCCAGGGCUUGGAAGCUGCCCCCCUGCAAAGCCUCAGGUUGAAGGGGUCACUGGGAAUUCGGCUCUCUGAGCUCCAAAAAGAUCAUACUGACAGGAGAGCAGAGACUUUGGGUGCCUUUAUCCCCAGCCCUUCAAGUUUGUGCCUCACGACCAGGUCCUGACUGGGCCCAAGAAGGGAAAGGCCAGCUUUUAGCAACCAGAAGCCCUGCUCUUGACAAAUGGACUACUUCUAAGGUGGGCUGCACUAUCUGCAUUUGCUAUCCUCACUGAAUGGAUUCACCGGAUGAUUGCUGGGCUCCCUGCCACCCGAACUGCGUAGAUGUAGAUCGAGUCUCUGGGGAUUCUCCCAUUUGGGGUGAAGGAGGAUUGCUCAAAGGCACUGAGCAUUGAAAGCCGGGCCCUUCCCAUUUAAAAAGCUGGGGUGUUUGUGUUUCUGGGUUGCCUUCAUUGGAGAAGCAGCAGGAAGUACACUAAUUGUAGCAGGGACUCUGGACCCUGGAGUGGAGGGUGGCUUGGGAAGUUUAAGCUAAAGUGAUCAAAUUGUCUUCAACUUUGGAAGAGGAAUUCUGUGUUUUGCAAGGUCCUUGUUUUUUAACUGUGCCCUACCAUUUUGUAAACUUGAUAUGUGUAAAUAAUUAUUUAUUUAUUGUAAAGAACAGGGCAAGGCCUUGCUUGGAAGCGCUUAGUACAGCGCUCUGCAUACAAUAAGGGCUCAAUAAAUAUGACUGACUGAA